This is a messenger RNA of Capsella rubella, 1816 nucleotides long. RefSeq names its product probable aminotransferase ACS10. Gene Ontology annotation, molecular function: L-aspartate:2-oxoglutarate transaminase activity; pyridoxal phosphate binding; aromatic-amino-acid:2-oxoglutarate transaminase activity. The record is from RefSeq and is a predicted model, not a curated record. The transcript is spliced from 4 exons. Gene Ontology annotation, biological process: amino acid metabolic process; biosynthetic process. Bases 269 to 1801 code for a protein of 510 amino acids. Lineage: Eukaryota; Viridiplantae; Streptophyta; Magnoliopsida; Brassicales; Brassicaceae.
AGCAAGCAACGAAUCAACGCCACUACCAAAAAAUUCCAAACAACGACAUCAGAAAAUUCGUACUAAACAAUUAUCAAAGCUUCUCUCUGUGUUCUUUUAGUUCGCCGCUGACCCGAUAAUCCAUUUACCCGACCUGGUUUCUAAAACUCACUCUAAGCUUCCGUUGUUCGCAUGAGUUGGGUAUAAUGACCCGUGCCGGUAUCUACCGGAGCCGGAGGGAUACACACGAUUCAGAGACAUCUUCCGGGAAAGGCGGCGAACAACCGUGAUGAGAGUGAUCGUGCCUUUACAAGGAGUGGUUCAAGGCCGUGGUGGUUUAGUCUUGGGCUCUGUAAUUCCUUGUGCUUUCUUCUACUUUCUCCAGUUUUAUCUCAAACGAAACCGGAUAGACGAACCCGAAUCCGACCCGGCUAUUCAGAACUCAGCCUCCUCUGCCAACAACUCGGGUUCCUCGAGUCCGACUCAAUCGGAGCUUAAUGGGUUGUCCAGGUCUCUCUCUCGGGUCAAUAUCACGCCGAGAAAUUCCGGGGCUCACGUUUCUGUUUCGGUUCGGGCCAAUAGUAUCCUCAAAGGUGGGGAUUCGCCGUAUCACCUGGGACUGAGACGGGUCGAGGAGGAUCCGUAUGACGAGUCGGGUAACCCUGAUGGCAUCAUCGAGCUUGGUUUAGCUCAGAACAAGUUGAGCUUGGAUUGGGUUUCUCAAACUUCAAUUGGAGUGCGUUUCAGUGGGGUUGCUUCAUAUGAGCCUCCUGAUGGACUCAUGGAGCUCAAAAUGGGUGUGACAAGGCUCAUGUCUGAAGCAACCAAGAAUGCUGUUACCUUUGAUCCAUCGCAGUUGGUACUAACUUCUGGUGCAGCUUCAGCUAUCGAGAUUCUUUCCUUCUGCUUAGCUGAUUCUGGAAACGCUUUCCUUGUUCCAACGCCGUGCUCUCCCGGAUUCAAUGUGGAUGUUAAAUGGCGAAACGGAGUUGAAAUCAUACACGUUCCUUGCAGGAGUUCUGAUAAUUUCAAUAUAUCCGUGACUGCGCUUGAACGGAGUUUCUCUCAAGCUAAGAAACGCGGUGUGAGAGUCCGCGGAAUCAUAAUCUCAAACCCUUCCAAUCCCAUGGGAACUCUCUUGAGCAGAGAAAAUCUCUAUGCUCUUCUGGACUUCACCCGGGAGAAAAACAUUCAUAUAAUUUCCAACGAGAUAUUUGCUUGUUCGAUCUACGGAGAUGAAGAAGCAGAAUUUGUCACUAUAGCUGAUAUAGCUGAGACAGAAGAGAAUCUUGACAAGGAAAGAGUUCACAUCGUGUACGAUCUGUCAAAAGACUUGUCUUUUCCAGGACUCAGAGCUGGCGCCAUAUACUCCUUCAAUGAGAACAUUCUAGCAGCUUCGAGAAAGCUCACAACGCUCUCACCGGUGUCAUCGCCAUCCCAACAUUUGCUCCUUUCCGCAAUCUCCAAACCGGAAUUCAUUCAAACAUAUGUAAAAACCAGUAGGCAGAGACUAAAGAGAAUCUACUCAGAGUUUGUAAAAGGAUUGAAAGGUUUAGGAAUCGAGUGCAUGAGAGGCAAUGGAGGGUUGUUUUGUUGGGCAGAUAUGAGAGGAUUGAUGUCUUCUUACAGCGAGAGAGGCGAGAUUGAGCUUUGGAACAAGUUCUUGAAUAUUGGUAAGAUCAAUGUAACACCAGGGUCCUGUUGUCAUUGUAUUGAACCAGGAUGGUUUAGAUUCUGUAUCAGUAAUUUGUCUGAGAAAGAUGUGCUUGUAGUUAUGAACCGUAUCAGAAAAGUUUGUAUAACAUGUAAAUCUCAAGAUUGAAAAUGCUUAUCUACA